Messenger RNA from Zingiber officinale, 783 nucleotides. Its product is annotated as E3 ubiquitin-protein ligase DZIP3-like. Bases 1 to 783 code for a protein of 260 amino acids. The transcript has a single exon. Lineage: Eukaryota; Viridiplantae; Streptophyta; Magnoliopsida; Zingiberales; Zingiberaceae. The record is from RefSeq and is a predicted model, not a curated record. Gene Ontology annotation, molecular function: ubiquitin protein ligase activity. Gene Ontology annotation, cellular component: cytoplasm. Gene Ontology annotation, biological process: protein ubiquitination.
AUGGCGUCUUCGCCCAGGAUCAGUACCACACCUGUUGACGAUGAUCUGAUGUAUUUCUCGCCAUGGAUAAUAUCGACAAUCUUUGCGGAACUUCGUGUCACGGCGCGGGCUCGAGUUUCACUGCAGGAAUGCCAGAGUCCGCCGGUGCCGACGGCACUACCGCAAUUGAUGUUCGACUUCUCUCGUCGGACUUCCCCGUCGCCCGAGCACCCCGCCGAGCACGUCGACUCCGCCGUCGGCGAGCCCUUCCGACUCUCCAUGCAGGAUUCUGAGUGGGAAGUGGAAGCACACUCUGCGUUUAUGCAGGCGACGGCCGAUUACUUGCCGCUUGCUGUCGGCGUGCUUUUCGCACCGGCUUUUUGCAGGUACAUCUCAACGGUUUUCGGUCACUUGCCCAGAACAGACGCAGUCCUAGUGGAGGUCUCGUCCCUCAUUCUCGUCUCCGAUGACUCUUCGCCCAUCGACCAACUCCGGCUCGCGUUGCCUGGGGAAGAGUAUAGUUUGCUGUACGGCUACGACGACCCCGACGAAACCGACGACAUCGACGAUGCCGACUCCGGUGGACGGCCCAGACCGGCGUCUGCUGCGGCCGUGGAAGGCCUAAAAACGGUGAACGUAAUGGAAGAGGGAUCCUGCUCGAUUUGUCUGGAGGAUUUCGAGGUAGAGGUUUGUGUGUUGAUAAUGCCUUGUAGCCAUGCGUUUCACGAGACGUGCUUGAAAAAGUGGCUGGGGCGGAGUCAUUCCUGCCCUCUCUGUCGCUUCCUGCUUCCUGAAGCAGAGUAG